CCUCUCUCCCCUUUCCCUCAUGAUGAAACUGGGGAACAGAAGUUUAUUCCCUGGCAGUUAUAUUUCCUGGCUUAAGUUUUGAUUUGUUUCUCCAACAAUGACAUCAGCCUGCCACUGGAAUUGCCACUCCUGUUCCUUCUUACUCUUGGGUAUGCACAGAAACUCCUAUAAAAAGAGACAUAGAGACUCUCCAAAGUCUCUCAGCUUGUACUCUGCUCUUUCAGCUCCCCUGUCCUCUUGGGAUCAUGAAGGUCUCUGUGCUUGCCCUCUCCAUCUUUACGCUCAUGGCCUUCAGCUCUCCGGCAUCCUCUGCACCAAUGGGCUCUGACCCUCCCACCUCCUGCUGCUUUUCCUAUGUAAGCAAACAGAUCCAGAGAAAAAUUGUGACAGACUAUUAUGAGACCAGCAGCCUGUGUUCCCAGCCAGCUGUGGUGUUCUUGACCAAAAGGGGCCGGCAGGUGUGUGCCAAUCCCACUGAUGCCUGGGUGCAGAGCUAUGUGGAAGACCUGGAGCUGAACUGAGGGGCUCAGAGGCCUGAAAUAAGGGCUCUUUCUGGGAAAUGGACCAAGCUGAGGAAUUCCCCAGUCAGAUGAAUUCUCUCCACAGUUCAGCCUUCCAGAGUUAACUUGCCCUAUGAUAAUUCAUUCUUCUCUGUGAGACUUAUUUAAUUUAAGUGGUGGUGACUUUGGGUAUUUAUUAGUACUAUUCUGGAAGACAACUGGUCCCCAUGGGACCCUCUACUACAUCCUGGCCUCUCUUCCUGAGAGACUUUUGGAUCCCCUGCUCCAUUCCAUGAACAUUUGUAGCAUGAAGAUUUCAGAAUAAAAGUUUUCAAAAUCA
Molecule: messenger RNA, 840 nt
Organism: Antechinus flavipes (yellow-footed antechinus)
Lineage: Eukaryota; Metazoa; Chordata; Mammalia; Dasyuromorphia; Dasyuridae
Product: C-C motif chemokine 4-like
Exons: 3
Coding region: 246-521 (91 amino acids)
Biological process (GO): positive regulation of ERK1 and ERK2 cascade; cellular response to tumor necrosis factor; immune response
Cellular component (GO): extracellular region
Molecular function (GO): chemokine activity; CCR chemokine receptor binding
Source: RefSeq, a predicted model, not a curated record